AUGCCUUUUUCACAACUAGAAACGCUACAGGUCCUCAACAUCUUUAUAAAGAUGCAUGUUAAGCAUUUUGUCAUUGAGCAACUGGUGAAUGCUAACGGCAGAAAUUUGGUAUGGGAACUUGGAGAACGUGACAUUGAAUUUUGCCAGAGAUACCACAAAGACUUUGAACGGAGAAAAGGGCAUGAAAAGACACGAAAGGACAUGAGGCUAGGUGAUAUGGGCUAUAGGCAGAAAAGAUUUUGGAAAAGGGAUCUUCAAUUUGGUGUUUUGAUAUUUCGGUUCAAAUCUGUUAAAGAUUAUUUUAUCAAAGAAAGGGGACGCCAUUGUUAUUGUAUUGCUUACCAUGCAUUCGAAUCAUACUUAGAUUGA
Phycomyces blakesleeanus NRRL 1555(-) is the source of this 369-nucleotide messenger RNA. RefSeq lists its product as hypothetical. Bases 1 to 369 code for a protein of 122 amino acids. The transcript is spliced from 2 exons. NCBI's taxonomy places the organism in Eukaryota, Fungi, Mucoromycota, Mucoromycetes, Mucorales, Phycomycetaceae. The record is from RefSeq and is a predicted model, not a curated record.